Messenger RNA from Triticum aestivum (bread wheat), 1326 nucleotides. RefSeq lists its product as uncharacterized. The record is from RefSeq and is a predicted model, not a curated record. Lineage: Eukaryota; Viridiplantae; Streptophyta; Magnoliopsida; Poales; Poaceae. The coding region runs from base 344 to 1045 and encodes 233 amino acids. Gene Ontology annotation, molecular function: rRNA binding; structural constituent of ribosome. Gene Ontology annotation, cellular component: ribosome. Gene Ontology annotation, biological process: translation. The transcript is spliced from 5 exons.
UCUGCCCUUAAGCGAGCCUCCCUCCCCCAAGAGUCCUUCCCGAGCGCGACAGGUAUAGGGUUCCUAGCCGCCGCCGCCGCCGCCACUGCCGGCGCGCCCUGCCGCUGCCGGCCGAAGCCUCCGCUGCCCCGCCGCCGGUACAGGAUCCCAGCAGCGCCUCCUUCCCUGGAGCAGCCGCUCUACCAGUCCAUAGGCAGCAGGUAGCAGGUAGCAGGGCAUCAACAUUGUCAGUUGGAGGGGCUUGGAGCUGCUUCGGCAUCCACUGUAGAGCAAACAAGAAGAGAACCAGUCAGCGCGGGGUACAGGCUCGCCGAGGGAGAGGCAAAGAGGAGUUGCGGGGAAGAUGCCGCUGUAUGACUGCAUGCUGAUGGUGAAACCGAUGGUGACCAAGGAGGCCAUAGCGGAGCUUGUGGCGCGGGUGGCGGGGCGCGCCUACCAGCGCAACGGCAUUGUCACCGAGCUCAAAUCCUUCGGCAAAGUGCACCUUGGCUACGGCAUCAGGAAGCUUGACGACCGCCACUUCCAGUGUAUCCCAUUCAACAUAAGGGUUGACUUCAACAAGUUAUGCGGUAAUGCUAUUUACUUCGCGGAUGAUAUGGGCUGCACAUUCUUAAUGGAUGUGCAUAAACGAAAGGAUAGAACCAUCAUAUAUGGUGAUGAAUGGAAACAGUACAUUGCACAGAAUAAUCUCAUCGGAGGAGAGUACAUAUCCUUUUCCUUGAAAGGAGACGUCAACAGGUUAAGGACAAUGUAUUUCUACAACAAUGAUGAUGGCGAUGACAACCGGGAUCAUGAUGAUAGUCAGGAUCAGCAGGAUGAUAGAGAUGACCAAGAUGACGAGGAUGAGGAAGAUGAUGACGAUGGUCCAUUAAGUUCUGCAAUUUUCUGUGAAAGAAUAGGGAAGCUUACUCGAGAUGAGACCAUGAAUAUUACCGUGAUGUUACCAUCGAGUGUAGCCUUCAUGCGGAAGCCAUUUGUGCACCGCUUAACUAAAACCAACAUCGUGAAAAAAGUCAUGAAGUUACCUAUCAAGAUGUUUUUCUGAGUGGACAUUCCCGCCCUCGGCACCGCUGGAGUACGCCAUGGACCAACAAGGUGUGUCACCAGCGCUCGGUACAAGACGGAAACAGACGGACACAUAUCCUUUUGUAGGUCUGGCUAGCGGGAGUUCAUGACAGGAAAGAGAGAACUAAGGGUGGACACCCUUGUUAUGGUUGUCAUUGACCAUGUUUAGAAAUAUGUUCUUAAGUCAUGAAUUUAUGAGCCGAUGAACUGUUAGUUAAUUAGUAUGUUAUGAUGGACGUGAUCGAUACAUUGAUGUUUGUU